AUCACCAUCACUCACUAUGCACCAAUCACCAUGCACCUACCUGUAACACGUGUAACACAUGACCCGAGAGCACCGAGAGUUCACAUCAGUUCACAUCGUUCGACGUUCACGUACAUUUCAGUGCAAACGUUUCCAAACGUUGGAUGUUGGUUAAAUAAUUUAAAGUAUCACCUUUGGAUUAUAAAAUGACGUUGACAAGCUUACUACCUGCACCAAGUCAAGUGAUAUGGGAUAGAGAUGAUGAGGCUCGUGAAUUAAAACUUCGUCAACGACCAGCAUCAGCAUUAGUUAAAGCAAUUAUAUCUGCUCCACCAUAUGGUCAAAGAAAAGGUUGGACACCUCGUACUGAUGAUGAUUUUGAAGAUGGUGGUGCAUUUCCUGAGAUUCAUGUUGCUCAACAUCCUCUUGGUAUGGGUCUCAAAGGAAAAGACUCUUCUAGCAAUGCAUUGGCAGUACAAUUAGAUGCAAAUGGCAAAGUUAAAUAUGAUCUUCUUGCUCGUCAAGGACAUUCGAAAGACAAAAUUGUUUAUAGUAAAUUAAGUGAUUUGUUACCAUCAGAAAUAACGAAUGAAAAUGAUCCAAGUCUUCAACGUCCAUCUGAAGAAGAAAUAGCAGAUAUAACUGAACGUACAAGAAAAGCAUUGGAAAAAAUAACAUCAUCUAAAAUAAAAGCAGCAAUGCCAGUACGUUGUGCUGAAAAAUUAAAUCCAGCACAAUAUAUACGUUAUACACCAUCUCAACAAGGUGAAUCAUAUAAUUCUGGUGCUAAACAACGUGUUAUAAGAAUGGUAGAAGCACAGAUAGAUCCAAUUGAACCACCUAAAUUUAGCAUUAAUAAAAAAAUACCACGUGGACCACCAUCACCACCAGCACCAGUGCUACGUUCACCAACACGUAAAGUCACUGUUAAAGAACAAAAAGAAUGGAAAAUUCCACCAUGCAUUAGCAACUGGAAAAAUGCAAAAGGUUACACAAUACCAUUGGAUAAACGUUUAGCUGCUGAUGGUCGUGGUCUUCAACAAGUUCAUAUUAAUGAAAAUUUUGCUAAACUAGCUGAAUCAUUAUAUAUUGCUGAUAGAAAAGCAAGAGAGGCUGUUGAAGCGAGAGCACAGUUUGAAAAAAAAAUAGCUCAAAAGGAUAAAGAAAAAAAAGAAGAUUACUUGAAACAAUUGGCACAAAAAGCUAGAGAUGAAAGAGCUGGUUUAAAAUCAUCUGCUGCUCUUGAUAAAGCUGAAGAGUCACGUGAAAGAGAUCAGCUCAGACAAGAAAGACACAAAGACAGAGCUAGAGAUAGAAAUAUUGCUCGUGCUGCACCUGAUAAAAAAUCAAGACUUCAGAAACAGCGUGAAAGAGAUAUUAGUGAACAAGUUGCUUUGGGAAUGCCUGCUCAAAAUAUAUCAAAUACUGGAGAUGCAUUUGAUCAAAGAUUAUUUAAUAUUUCAAAGGGUAUGGAUUCUGGUUUUGGGCAUGAUGAUGAGUAUACAGUUUAUGAUAAACCUUGGCGUCCAAAUACAAUUGGAUCACAAAUAUAUCGUCCUAGUAAAAAUAUUGAUAAAGAUAAUUAUGGUGAAGAUUUAGAAAGAUUAGUUAAAACAAAUAAAUUUGUUCCUGAUAAAGAAUUCAGUGGUACUGAUCGUUCUGUUGUAAGAACUGGUCCAGUUCAGUUUGAAAAAGGCGAAGAGGAGCCAGUCGAAGAAAUUGAUCCGGAUCCAUUUGGUUUGGAUCGAUUUUUACAAAAUGCCAAACGUGCAGGUGAUUCAACAUCAACAACAUCAGCUACAUCAGCUACAACACCAUCAUCUUCUAACUCAUCAAAACGUAAAGAUGACAGAGAUCAACGAAGAGAUGAUCGAGACAAGAGGCGUAAAUAUUUUUAAAUAAUUUAGCUUCUUAUUAUUUCUUAAAAUUUUUAUUAAAAGUUAUUGACUAUAAAAUUAAUAAAUAAAUUCAAUUUUUAUGAAUUACUUGACAAUUAAA
Molecule: messenger RNA, 1977 nt
Organism: Aphidius gifuensis
Lineage: Eukaryota; Metazoa; Arthropoda; Insecta; Hymenoptera; Braconidae
Product: puff-specific protein Bx42-like
Exons: 2
Coding region: 186-1877 (563 amino acids)
Biological process (GO): mRNA splicing, via spliceosome
Cellular component (GO): spliceosomal complex
Source: RefSeq, a predicted model, not a curated record